Sinocyclocheilus anshuiensis is the source of this 1980-nucleotide messenger RNA. RefSeq names its product cytochrome P450 2J6-like. Lineage: Eukaryota; Metazoa; Chordata; Actinopteri; Cypriniformes; Cyprinidae. Gene Ontology annotation, molecular function: oxidoreductase activity, acting on paired donors, with incorporation or reduction of molecular oxygen, reduced flavin or flavoprotein as one donor, and incorporation of one atom of oxygen; iron ion binding; heme binding. The record is from RefSeq and is a predicted model, not a curated record. Gene Ontology annotation, cellular component: intracellular membrane-bounded organelle; cytoplasm. Gene Ontology annotation, biological process: xenobiotic metabolic process. The coding region runs from base 222 to 1715 and encodes 497 amino acids. The transcript has 10 exons.
ACAUGUUUAUAACAAAAACGAAUCAAGUACCGAAGCGAAUUGGAAGCAAAGUGAAUUGUGUUGUUUUGAGAAGCUUCUGUAUUAAUCGAACUAGGCUAGUUAUCAGGCAUUGCAGACCAUCUACAGUAGGCUACAUAUGUAGUAAAUGGUCGUGUUUUCUUCAGGUUUACUGAAGAAAAUCGGGAGAAAAAAAACUGGUCUCUACACUGGUAUCAGUAAGCAUGGCAUCAGUGCUGUCACAGCUGAUGGGUCAGUGGAUGGAUGUUCAGGGUUUCCUGAUAUUUCUGUGUGUGCUGCUGCUGGUGAAACACCUGCGAGAUGUUCUUACAAACAACAUGCCGCCAGGACCCUUCCCUCUGCCUUUGAUUGGAAACGUACUGAAUAUAGGCUUUAGUGAUCCAGUGGAGGUUUUUCCGAAGAUUGCUGAGAGGUAUGGAGAUGUGAGCACACUGUAUCUGGGAAACAAACCGUGCAUACUGCUUACUGGAUACGAGAGUUUCAAAGAGGCGUUUGUGGAGCAGGCGGACAUCUUCACAGACCGGCCGUACUUCCCUGUGAAUGACAAGAUCUGUAAAGGGCAAGGUCUGAUCUUCUCCAGUGGACACAUGUGGCGUCAUCAGAGGCGUUUUGCUCUGGCAACGCUGAAGUAUUUCGGUGUGGGCAAGAAAACUCUAGAAAACUCCAUCCUGCAGGAGUGUCGCUUUGUUUGUAGUACUUUGCAAACCAAGCAAGGUUUGCCAUUCAACCCUCAUCACCUCUUGACCUACGCAGUGGGCAAUGUAAUAUGCAGCCUGGUUUUUGGCUACAAGUUUGAGUAUGACGACCAUCAUUUUCAUGAGCUGCUGCAGUAUUCAGACGAAAUCUUUAAGCUGCCCAUCAAUGUCUGGGGCCGGUUGUAUAACACGUUUCCCGCUCUGAUGUCCCUGCUGCCAGGAAAGCACCAGACUGCAUUUGCCAACCUUUCCAAGCUUAAGCUCUUUUUUAAGGAGGAAAUCAGGAAGCACAAAGAGGACCGAAACCCAUCUAGUCCUAGAGACUACAUUGACUGUUAUCUGGAUGAAAUUGAGAAGUGUAAGGACAAUGAGGCGGAAUUCACUGAGGAAAACCUGAUACACUGUGUGUUGGAUCUGUUUGGAGCAGGAACGGAAAGCACUGCUAAAUCACUUAGCUGGGCUUUACUCUACAUGGCCAAGUUUCCAGAAGUGCAAGAGAAAGUCCAUUCUGAGAUUGAUCAGGUGAUUGGACAGACACGUCAGCCCUUGAUGGAAGACAGGGCACAUCUGCCGUACACCUACGCAGUGAUGCAUGAGAUUCUGAGGUUCGCAAAUGUUCUUGCCUUCAUUCCACCGAGAGUUGCCAGCAAAGACACCACAGUAGCAGGAUGUCUCAUACCAAAGGGGGUGAUGGUGCUGCCAAUGCUGAAGCCAAUUCUGGAGGACAAGAAUGAAUAUCACAAACCAUAUGAAUUCAAUCCUGCUCACUUUCUGGAUGAAAAUGGCAAAUUUCUGAAGAGAGAACAUUUCAUUCCCUUUUCAAUAGGUAAGAGGAUGUGUCCAGGUGAGCAGCUCGCUCGUAUGGAGCUCUUCCUCUUCUUUGUCUCUCUGAUGCAGCAUUUUACCUUCCUGCCACCUGAGGGAGAAACGCUGAGUCUCAAAAGGACAGUUGCCAUCGCUUCUGCUCCUGAACCCUUCCACAUUUGUGCUGCACCUCGAUAGUGCCACAUGAUUGCACCAUAAAAUAAAAGAAUACGCUCAUUGAAGCUCACUGUGAAGCACAAAUAAGCAUUUGUUUUUAUUUGGUAACAUGAAACACCCAUGUUUGAUCAUAUAUCCUACAUGAUUUAUUUGGAUAAUGUCUGAAAUUGAAGGCAGUAAGUCAGUCAAAAGGCUGUUUAGGGUGCAAAGCAUCUUUCUGCAUUGUUAGGCAUCCAAAAGUAGCUAUAUAUUCUGAUAACUUAUAACAUAAAUCACAUAUUUAAAU